Megalops cyprinoides (Indo-Pacific tarpon) is the source of this 1478-nucleotide messenger RNA. Its product is annotated as rho-related GTP-binding protein RhoB-like. Gene Ontology annotation, molecular function: GTPase activity; GTP binding. Gene Ontology annotation, biological process: small GTPase-mediated signal transduction. The transcript has a single exon. Bases 153 to 743 code for a protein of 196 amino acids. The record is from RefSeq and is a predicted model, not a curated record. NCBI's taxonomy places the organism in Eukaryota, Metazoa, Chordata, Actinopteri, Elopiformes, Megalopidae.
CCAAGAUACGGAGAGGGUGAAUCCGCUUCCUGGGGCUGGGGUUUUUAACUCAGCGUUUGGUUACAGAUUCAUCAUCUCCAAAAACCCAGACACUGUUAAAUUACUCAGGUCAUCUUCUGAAUUGUCCUCUUUUUGUCAGAAGAUUGGAAACAAUGGCCGCUAUCCGUAAGAAGCUGGUGGUUGUGGGAGACGGUGCGUGUGGCAAAACCUGCCUGCUGAUUGUAUUCAGUAAAGACGAGUUCCCCGAGGUGUACGUGCCCACCGUGUUCGAGAACUACGUGGCCGACAUCGAAGUGGACGGCAAGCAAGUGGAGCUGGCCCUUUGGGAUACGGCCGGUCAGGAAGAUUACGACCGACUUCGUCCGCUGUCCUACCCGGACACCGAUGUGAUACUGAUGUGCUUUUCCGUGGACAGUCCGGAUUCGCUGGAAAACAUUCCCGAGAAGUGGGUGCCGGAGGUGAAGCACUUCUGUCCAAAUGUGCCAAUUAUUUUAGUUGCCAACAAGAAGGACUUGCGGAAUGACGAGAACAUCAGAAACGAACUGGCCAGAAUGAAGCAGGAACCGGUGAGAAGCGAGGAUGGGAGAGCCAUGGCUGUGCGUAUCGGCGCAUACGACUACCUGGAGUGCUCAGCCAAAACCAAGGAUGGAGUGCGGGAGGUGUUCGAGACGGCCACCCGCGCAGCUUUACAGAAGAUAUCCAGGUCGUCUGGGGGCUGUGUGAAUUGCUGUACCUUGCUGUAAACUGAAUGGGUGGAACUACUCCAAUGCGAGAGGUGAAAUCGCAAAAAAAAUCGUCCAUCUGUGCCAAAAGGGUGCAGAGACCUCCCCGACACCGGCCUUUAAGCUCGUCUGUAAAACGCGGUGCGCUUCGCAUAGGACGUUAGAAGGGUUUGUAGACCUCUGUCUGCUGUUUGAUGGACCUCUGUCGUGGGACCGUGCUGGGGAAGUUUUGUUGACCGUACUGAGAGUAUCUGGGACGAAAUGUAUCAUGUUACUCGGCGGUACAUUUUGAAGAUAAAUCCUGCUGCAAUUACUACCUAGCUAGCUAGUAAAACGAAAGACUGAUGCAACUGGGAAAUAAUUUGGAAGGACAAUUUAGCAGUAAAGAGACACUUUACCUGAACAUGCUUCAGAUUCUGACGCUUCCUGUACGUCGUGAGUGAACGGAACAGCCGUGGAACAGAACGGAGCAUGGUGAAAUAAAUGGGAACAUUUUAAAAGGGUGUGGGGGUUGGGUAAUAGCGCAGACUGGUCUGGCGACAAAUGCUUCAGCCACCUUGCUUCUAUAAACGGGUUGAUCAAUAAAAACGUGCCUGCUUUGUCUCCGUUUGCAGAGUUUUGUGUACAGUACAGUAUUAUGGAACUCCAGCUUUUGCCCUGUUGGCUAACCACUUCUUCCGUGUCUUUAUGUUGCACAAUAACCCGGUGCUAAUAUGCAGACAAACCUCUACAUCAGCGUCCAAACGCAGCGUCCCG